CAUACGGAAGAGAUUUCUGAUGGUAAAGGUACAAAGAAUAUACUACAAGAAAAAUAACUUGUUUUGCGAUAAAAUUACACGAGAAACGCUUGGAUUUAUACUUGUGGAGUGAUGUAGGAUCCUCUUAUGUAAUUAUCAGCAUUGGAAGUAAUUUAUUCAAAACCUUUUCAAGUCGGCUGAGAGCCGUCAUAACAAUAUGUUGAACUAGCAAGUGAAAUUGUGACGAAACCUUGCGGAACAAGUGUUAUAGGAAGGCCUUUACGCUGCCGUGUUGAUGCCUAAAAGCUCAUUUUAUGUUGAUCUGACCAGUAUGGCAGAGCAGAGAGCCAGUUUGAGAGCAAAAACUAAGGAUAGCUCCAUUCCAACACCUGAACUUUUGCCAGGUGAAAUCAUGCUCUGUGAAGUUCCAAAUGUUCUUCGUUUCGAUGCAAUGGGUGAAAAUAAGCAUGGUAUUUCUGGCGUACUUUGCGCAACCAAUUUUAGAGUUUCCUUCAUCACAGCAGGCAUGCAUGGAAACAAACGACAAUCUAUUUUUCACUCUAACCAAGAUCUUUCAGAAGAUGGCGAUGGUUUUGCCAACCAACCUCAAUCUCAAGAUGCUGUUCUUAUCCCCCAAGCCUGUAUCAUGCACAUAUCCAGUGUCAAUGGUGAAAAAAUCAAGAAAAUAAACCCAGGACAAGUGUUUAAAUCAAAACUUGAAACCCUUGUCAUACACUGUAAAGAUUUCCGGAUCAUUUCAUUUGGUUUCAAGUUCUGCUCCAAAGAGCACAAACGCAAAAUUGUCAAUACAAUCUUACAUUAUUCAUACCCUUCAUCAAUCCCACGUCUCUUUGCCUUUGAUUAUAAUAUUCACAAUGCUGAGAAGCAUUCCAAUCAUGAGUUGUUCCCAACAUAUCGUUCUGUUCUACAUUGGCAACAAGAAUUAGAGAGGUUAAACUCCAAGGAAAGAUGGCGGGUAACUGAAGCCAACAUAGCAUUUGGUGUUUCAGAUACUCUUGGCCAGUACAUGGUCUGUCCUAGUGGCUUGACUGAUGAAAGUAUUAAAGCAGCUGCAAUUCAUUACACCAAUGGUCGACUACCAUUCUGGUGUUGGAAUCAUCCAGUUACUGGUGUACCUUUACUCUGCAGCAUUGGAUUACCUGAAAGUGAAUUGCUGGAUAAACAUGAGAGUUCUAUAUUUGAGACAAUCAAGUCAACCUACCCCAAAGGCAAACAGACACCAAUCACAAUAUUUGAUGUUUCAAGAAAUUGUGCCUCAUCCAAGGACCUAGAAAUCAGUUAUGAGAAGGUUAAAGAAUUAUGUAUGCAUGAGAAUGUGAGAGAUUUCUGGGCUAGUGAUACACACUGGAUGACUAAUAUUGAUGCAACAAAAUGGUUGCAGCAUGUCAAGUCCUCCCUGAUUGCUUCGUAUGCUGUGUCCAAGCUAGUUUACGAGGACGCGAAACCGGUAGUUAUUCGUGAAUUAUCUGGCAGAGAUUUAUCACUGGUAAUAACAUCAAUUGCUCAAAUCAUAAUGGAUCCAUAUUACCGUACAAUUGAAGGCUUUCAACGUCUUGUUCAAAAGAUGUGGGUCAUCUUUGGCCAUCCAUUUGCAAAACGUGUGGCGCACAUCAAAGUGCUAAAGAAAGAAGAAAAAGAUGAGAAUUCUGAGUCACCUGUGUUCCUCCAUUUCCUGGAUUGCGUUCAUCAAUUGCUUAUGCAAUUUCCUUCUGCGUUCGAGUUCUCAGAAACCUACCUUCUAGGAAUUCUAGACUGCGUGUACUCGUGUAUGUUUGAGACAUUUCUCUUCGACUGUGAACGGGAUCGUAGUGUGAUAUGUGCUCAAGAGGAACGUUCUGAUUGUCUAGCAAGUUUGUGGGAUUAUAUUAUGGAUAAUCUGCCUUCUACUGAGUUUUCGUUGUUCCUUAAUCCACUGUACGAGUUCCAACGAACGAGUUUGAUCACAGAGGAUGAAAAACCAAAGGAACCCGAGCCCUAUUUAGUCGGCAGCACGGACACGCCCUGUCUUAAAUUUUGGGCCUCGUGUUUUCUUCGUUGGCUCCCAGCAGCCAAAGAGACUGUUGGUCGAGGACCGUGCCCGUCAAAACAUCUUCAACAGAUGAUCUUAAUGAACAAACUUAAAAAUCUUAAGCGCCGUCAGGCUGUGUUAGAGGCAGAUUUGAAAGACUACGAUAAUUCCACUGAUGAGGAACAUAAUCAAACAUCUCGUGAUCUCAGUAAUCUUACUGCAAUGGGGGAUAUUAAAGCGUCUUAUAUCAAUUCCCUCUCAGGACCAUUCUCGUUUGCGGAGUACUCUUUAAACCCGUUGAUGGCGGGCAAGACCGGUCAGGCGACCGGCAAUGAAAUGGCGACCCAAGUUUAGUCUAUUUGUAGUAACGUAUAUUGAAUAUAUAAGGGGUUGCACUAACAGAAUGACGAAUAUGUCGCAUCGACAAGAAUGGAAACCAAACUUAUCGAUGUUCUCAUUCAGGACUACCAUGCAAGUAGAUGGUAGCCAACCUUUAGCUGCAAAUAAUAAUAAUAUUUCAGGGAUAUGUGAUGGGG
Dendronephthya gigantea is the source of this 2544-nucleotide messenger RNA. RefSeq names its product myotubularin-related protein 10-B-like. The record is from RefSeq and is a predicted model, not a curated record. Bases 275 to 2362 code for a protein of 695 amino acids. NCBI's taxonomy places the organism in Eukaryota, Metazoa, Cnidaria, Anthozoa, Malacalcyonacea, Nephtheidae. The transcript is spliced from 4 exons.